Messenger RNA from Pseudophryne corroboree (corroboree frog), 1659 nucleotides. RefSeq lists its product as uncharacterized. The record is from RefSeq and is a predicted model, not a curated record. NCBI's taxonomy places the organism in Eukaryota, Metazoa, Chordata, Amphibia, Anura, Myobatrachidae. The transcript is spliced from 2 exons. Bases 260 to 934 code for a protein of 224 amino acids.
AUCAAAAGAAGUCUGGAGCAGCAGAAGUCGGACUUCUGUAACACACUACCAAAAAAAACAUGUGGCAGCAAAGAAAGCAAGGUCUGAUGUCCAGGGCCAACCACAGCAGGCUACCCCGCCACGAAGAUUAUCGACAGUAUGUUCAGUCCCCCCACUCCAAAUUUUGGACACACCUCCAAGACGUGAACCACACUCCCCUCAUCUUGAUUCUUCUAGUCCUGGUAACAGCAUCCCUCCGCAGCAACAGCAACUCAAUGACAUGGAUGAGACCAUCAUGUUAGAAAUGCAGCCAUUAAGCCAAGGAAUCAGGCCCCCAGCACCUAUGAGUACACCACCACAGCAAAGCACACCACCACCACAACACAGCCCAACAACACCAGUAACACAAGGCCCUGAUCACGUGUUUUGGAACAUUUGGGCUAGACAGCAGGCCACUAAUGAAGAUUGCCUGCUUAGGCAGACACAAAUGUUUGCAAGCCUACCAUGUCACCUCAGAAGAAUAACCAGAAAUAUGAGUAGACAAAAUGAACAAACCACGAGAAUUGGCAGUACCAUGGAACUCAUGCAUGCAGACAUUACACAGGUCAUGGGCAACUUACAGCGCAUAAUGGAAGAACAGCACAGACUAAUGGAAGAACAGCACAGACAACAGCAAAGCUAUGUGAACAUUUUUCAAAACAAUCAAAAGAUAAAUGAAACUUUAUUCCGAAUUGUAGACAAUCAAAAUGCUGCUACACGUGAACUCAAUGCCACCCUCACUAACCUCAAUGAAACACUCAGAUCCAUGCACCAACAGCAAACAAGCAGCAGUUCUGGUACGACUACUCCAAAUAUCACGCCAGUGUCAUCACCACCAAGACGCUCCACCAGAGCACGCCAACAUGACAGUGGUACAGGCAAAGGGCAGGACAAGCAGCCACUUAAAAAAAAUUAACAAAUAAACCUCACAUUUUUAAUUUCAGAGAAGUACAUCAAAAUACUUAGUAAGUGUAUGUUUGUCAAAAUAGAUAUAACACUUAGCUCCUUGACAAUUUGUACAACAUCAUUAAUUAUAAGUGGUCUAAACAACAACAGGAAAUUUGUACGCACAUUUAUUCUUUACCAUCUUUUAAUUUUUUUGGAGGAGGGAAAUGUUGUUUGAGCUGCACAUAGAUGUUAGCAGGAAGUAACCAGACCACUUGAUUUUUUUCUAAUCAUUACUGUUUCUAGAUUCCAAUCAUUCUCAUAUCCUGCAGACACAAUAAUUGGCAGCCAGGCAGAAUGUCUUUAGCAGGAAGUAAACAGACCACUUGAUUUUUUUUCUAAUCAUUACUCUUUCUAGAUUCCAAUCAUUCUAAUAUCCUGCAGACACAAUAAUUGGCAGCAAGGCAGAUUCAUCCAUGACCAAUACAAAUUACAAUGUGAUUGUUAACUUUUUUACCUUUCUUCUCUAUACAACAUUACAAGAAUAACACAAUUGAGUUGGCUAAAACAGUUUUAAUAUGUUGUGAUUGAAUUUAGAUAAUUCAGUGCCAAAAUGAAUGUCAUUAUUGUUGGGCCAUGUUUGUGUGUGUUAAAAAUGAGUAAUCAGUUUCUUACACAUGAUGCAGAAAUAAAGAAAUGCUACUUUUAAAACCCCCCCACAAAUAAUGUGUAUAAUAAUGUAUAUAUGUGGCAAAC